Messenger RNA from Phragmites australis (common reed), 3833 nucleotides. Its product is annotated as protein DWARF 53-like. NCBI's taxonomy places the organism in Eukaryota, Viridiplantae, Streptophyta, Magnoliopsida, Poales, Poaceae. The coding region runs from base 183 to 3533 and encodes 1116 amino acids. The transcript is spliced from 3 exons. The record is from RefSeq and is a predicted model, not a curated record. Gene Ontology annotation, molecular function: ATP hydrolysis activity; ATP binding.
UAAAGAAAUGCAGCUGGAGAUAUAUAAUCCAUCAAGGAGAUGAGAGUAGAGAAGAGAAGAGAUCGCCUCCACUCCACUCCACUCCACCCCUCGACCUUCACUUUUUUAACAAAUCGCCCCUUCCAUUUUUACACUUUGCCCCCGUGUCCAGGAAACUCUGAUUGCAACCAGGUCCCUCAAUCAUGCCGACGCCGGUCGCUGCGGCGCGCCCGUGUCUCUCCCCCGCCGCCGUCACUGCCCUCGACGCCGCCGUCGCCUCCGCCCGCCGCCGCGCCCACGCCCAGACCACCUCACUCCACCUCAUCUCAUCCCUCCUCGCCCCCACUGCCCCGCCGCUCCUCCGCGACGCCCUCGCCUGCGCACGCAGCGCCGCCUACUCCCCCCGCCUCCAGCUCAAGGCCCUCGACCUCUGCUUCGCUGUCUCCCUCGACCGCCUCCCCUCAUCUUCUUCAGCCUUCUCCAACGAGGACCCUCCCGUCUCCAACUCCCUCAUGGCCGCCAUCAAGCGCUCCCAGGCCAACCGGCGCCGCAACCCGGACACCUUCCACUUCUACCACCAGGCAACCACCACCGCGCAGUCCCCCACCGGCGUCAAGGUCGACCUCUCCCACCUCAUCCUCGCCAUUCUCGACGACCCCCUCGUCAGCCGCGUCUUCGCCGACGCUGGAUUCCGGAACGGAGACAUCAAGCUCGCCAUCCUCCGCCCGGCGCCGCCCAUGCCGCUGUUCGGCCGCCUCCCCAUGCGCACCCGACCGCCGCCGCUCUUCCUCUGCAGCUUCGCCGCCGCCGACGACGCCGACGUCCACUCGCACGCGGGCGCCGGUGCCGGGGAGGAGAACUGCCGCCGCAUCGCCGAGAUCCUAUCCCGCGGCCGCAACCCCAUGCUUGUCGGCGUCGGGGCCGCAUCCGCCGUGGCCGACUUCGCCACCGCGUCCCCGUACCGCAUCCUCCCUGUCGGCCCCACCUCCGUCGACCACACGAACCUCGGCAUGGCCGCGGCAACGGCCACCUCCGGCCUCAUUAUAAGCAUCGGAGACCUCAAGGAGCUGGUCCCCGACGAGGCCGAUCUCCAGGACAGGGAGCAGCGGGUGGUGGCGGAGGUGACGCGGGUGCUGGAGACGCACAGAGCGGGGCGCGUCUGGGUCAUGGGGUGGUCGGCCACCUACGAGACCUACCUCACCUUCCUCUCCAAGUUCCCGCUCGUCGACAAGGAUUGGGAGCUCCAGCUGCUGCCAAUCACGGCCGUGCGCCCUGCUGCCGGAGUCAUGCCUCCCGUCACCACGGUCGCUGCCCUGUCCAAGCCUGCGACUCCAAGUACAAGCUUGAUGGAGUCGUUUGUUCCUUUUGGAGGACUUUUGUGCGAGACCUAUGAAGCAAACAACCUUGCAGCAAAUUCUUGCCCUCAGGCCCUGCGGUGUCAACAGUGCAACGAUAAAUAUGAGCAAGAAGUUGCAACUAUCGUUAGAGGAAGUUUCAUUACAGCUGAAGGCCACAAGGAAGGUCUACCUUCCCUGCUGCAGAAUAGCAGCAUGAUGGGUCCUAACAAUGGAUUUGAUGCGGUCAAGGCUAGAGAUGAUCAGAUGGUAUUGAAUUCAAAAAAAUUGAAUCUCCAGAAGAAGUGGAAUGAGUACUGCAUGCGACUCCACCAAGGCUGCCAGAGGAUCAACAGAGAUCCGUACCAGUUAUUUACACAUCACAUUGGUGUUCCAGUUGACAGGGAAAGAGCAGCAAAUCCAAGCAAAGGUCCAGAGGCAGUUGCACUUCAAAGGGAGGUAGUUAAACCUUCUGCAGUGUCCGCUUCACAUACCAAAACAACUGCAAAGAGUAUUUCAUCGCCAUCUAUCUCCAACCAAAGGAACGAAGACCUUGUAUUGAAAUUUCAAGUAAGGCAAUCAAAUAGUGAUGAACACCUUCAAGAUAGGGGUGUGCAAUCCCAACAUAGCAACUCGUCAAAUUGUGAAGAUCAUAUGUCACCAUCAUCUGCUGCAUCUGUUGUGACUGACUUGGUUUUGGGCAUCCCUCGCGAAUCUUCUUCCAAGGAUUCAAGUGCUGCCCAGUGUAAACAUGGACAGGAUGCCAACGGGUCUAUCCACCUGAUUCCCAAGAAGGUGGACGAUUUAAAUCUGAAGCCUCCACAGCUCUUUGUACAACCUUCCUCUUGCUCCAGGAGUUCCUCAAAUUGGGGUCAAACAUCACCUAGUGCUGUGCAUUCAGCAGCUUCAGGAGGCAUUUCUGCUUUUGGCCAAUGGCAGAGGCCUUCACCCCUUGCAUCACAAAGCUUUGAUUUGAGCAAUUACAAGCUACUUGUGGAACGCCUGUUCAAGGCAGUUGCAAGGCAGGAGGAAGCCUUGAGUGCUAUUUGUGAAUCCAUUGUGCGGUGCCUAUCAAUGGAGAGGCGCCGUGGUGCAAACAAGAAGAAUGAAAUAUGGUUUAGUUUUCAUGGCCCCGACAGCAUAGCCAAGUGGAGAGUUGCUGCGGCACUUGCAGAGCUGAUGUAUGGCAGCUCAGAGAACUUGAUUUAUCUGGACCUAAGUCUCCAGGACUGGGGUGACUCCAAUUUCAGAGGAAAGACUGGCACAGACUGUAUUGUUGAGGAGUUGAGAAAGAAGCGCCGAUCAGUUAUCUUCCUUGAUAACAUCGACAAGGCUGACUGCCUUGUUCAGGAGAGUUUGUCUAGUGCCAUCGAGACUGGUAGGUUCUGCAACUUGCACGGGGGGAGGGUGGUCGACCUUAAUGACUCAAUUGUGGUGUUGUCUACACGAAUGAUCAGAGGGUGCAAAGAUGCCUCUCUUGGGAUGGAAGAGGGCCAUGCUUUCUUGGAAGAAAAGGUUCUGGCAGUUCGCGGGCAUCAACUGAAGAUCUUAGUUGAACCGGGUGCAGCGAACAUCAGUGGAGGCCCUGGAGGUAAAGUAGUAGUUUCCUCAAGGCAUUCUGUCACCAACACUCAAGCAUCUUUGUACUCAGGUUCUGUCAGUAAGCGAAAGUUCAACAUUUCUGAUGGCCAAGAAAAGCUACAAAAACCGCCAAACACUUCAAAGCGACUGUAUAGAGCAUCAAGUGUUCCAUUUGACCUGAACCUCCCUUUUAACGAGGCUGAAUCUCAUGGUGAUGAUGAUGAUGAUGAUAGCAGCAGCCAUGACAACUCAUCCGGCAAUCCAGAUGGAUCUGUUGAGAACCUCUUGCGUUCAGUUGAUGAGUCAAUCAAUUUCAAGCCAUUUGAUUUUGGUAAACUUUGUGAGGACAUGCUGCAGGAAUUCAGCAAUACCAUGAGCGACAUUCUGGGUUCCGAGUGCAGGUUGGAGAUCGAUGUUGGUGCUAUGGAGCAAAUACUGGCAGCGGCAUGGGCAUCAGACUCAGAGAAGAAGCCUGUGCAGACGUGGCUGGAGCAUGUGUUUGCUAGGAGCCUUGAGCAGCUGAAGCUCAAGUGUAAGAAUGUGAGGAAAUCUGUUCUGAGACUGGUCGCAUGCGAGGACGCACUGCUGAAGGAUGACGGUUUUGGAGCUUUGCUUCCUUCAAGAAUAAUUCUAGAUUGAUAAUGAUAUAUCUGUUGGUAUAGGGAUUGGAUUGCUGUAAGUAUUGGUUAGCCAACCCACCAUAGUAUAGUAUAGCAUCAUUAUUUUGUCUCUGAAUAAGGUGUACGUAUGCAGUCGUAGUCUAGUUCAUGUUGAUGCCUUGGGGCUAUUCUAAUUAGCUAAUAGCUAGGUUUGUCAUGUCGUCCUGGGAUCUUCAUCGUAUAUAUAAAUUGAUUAUUGCACGGCAUGUAUAUUGUAAUGAUGGUUCGUUAAUUGGGAGUUGUAAUGAUCGAUCAAUACAAUACAAUACAGUUUUGAGUC